CUACCUCCGCCAAUUCAAGCUCUACCUCUAACUUCUCUUCUCUUCUCUUCUCUUCUUCUUUCUUCUUUUCUUUCUGGUGUAUAUACUUCUAGCUAGCUAGCUAGCUAGCUAUCUGUAUUCACAAGCCACACCUCCAUUUUCAAAACACACCAAAAUGGAUAAAUAUUCCAAGAUCAACAUCAUGAGGCACUCCCAAAACUCAAGAUCCAUAGACUUUUCAGAUCUUGUAUCAUUUUCCCCAACUCAAAAAUCCAACACCACCACAAACCCCACCAAGAAAACCAAAGAAAACAAUCUCCAGAUCAAGAAAAACAGCACAACCCAAGAUCAGAAAGGAGAUGAAGAUGAUGAACAACAAGGCAAUAGUGUUGGAGAGAGCUUUGGUAGUGUGGUGGCAUUGAAAAGGAACAACUCCAUCUCCUCUUCUUCUUCUUCAGCUGCUUCUGGAUUUCAGUCUGCAUUCAAAGGAGCAUUCUCAAUGAGAAGAUCUUCUUCAGUGUCAGAGAGGUAUUGCAGGAUCCAUGACCAAUCUACAACAACAUUAACAUCAUCACCCAUUGAUGAUGAUGAAGAUCAAGCUGCUGCUUGGGGGACAACAAGAUCUAUGAAGAAAAAGCACAAAGGAGGCAAGAUCCUUAAAGCCUGUAAGCGCUUUUUUGGACUGUAGCUUAUAUUAGCUUGUAGCUCACUUUCAGUCACAUAAAUUAUCAGUAACAGACAGAUACACCCACCAGUGCACUGCGUUCUGUAUCUUAUUUUUUGGUUGAGACUACUUGAGAUGAGAUAGAUCCUCUUAUUAUUUAAUUGUUUGAAGAGGAAGAGUGAAUUUUGGAUGCUGCCAUUGUUGGGCAAUCAGAGCUUUAUAUAUUAUUAUAUAUAACCAGUCUACUUUCAAAUUUUCAAUUCACUUUUGGAUAUAAUUCAACCCAAUUAUUACCUAA
Molecule: messenger RNA, 941 nt
Organism: Prunus dulcis (almond)
Lineage: Eukaryota; Viridiplantae; Streptophyta; Magnoliopsida; Rosales; Rosaceae
Exons: 1
Coding region: 155-667 (170 amino acids)
Source: RefSeq, a predicted model, not a curated record